AUGACCACCCGCUACGCCCAAGCCCAUCUCCCCACGUCGCUCGACGGCCCUGGCGACGCGCGGCCGACGGCUCUACAAAUCAUCCAAGACAACGGACUUGCGGGGGCGCUUCGCGACAAAGUGAUGCUCGUGACGGGCACGUCGUCCGGACUCGGGGUCGAAACGGUGCGGGCGCUCGCGGCGACCGGGGCCAAGAUCUACGCGACGGCGCGCAAUCUGGACAAAGGGCGGGCGGCGCUGGCCGAUAUCCUAGAACCCGGCCGCCUCGAGCUGCUGCAGCUGGACACGGCGUCGAUGGCCAGCGUGCGCGCGUGCGCGCGGGACUUCCUGGCGCGCGAAUCCCGCCUGAACGUGCUGGUUGCCAACGCGGGGAUCAUGGCCUUGCCGGAGCGCCAGCUGACGGCGGACGGCCACGAGGCCCAGUUCCAGACGAACCAUCUGGGCCACUUCCUCUUGUUCCAGCUGCUGAAGCCGACGCUGCUGGCGUCCGCGGCGGCCUCGCCGGACUUUCCGUCGCGCAUCGUCUGCGUCUCCAGCAUCGGCCACCGCCAGUCGCCGAUCGUGUGGGACGACCUCACGUUGUCGCGACCGGGUGCUUACGCCCCCUUCACCGCCUACGGCCAGUCCAAGACCGCCAACAUCUACAUGGCCAACGAGAUCGAGCGCCGCUACGGCCAUCGUGGCUUGCACGCCUGGUCGCUGCAUCCCGGCGGCAUCGAGACCUCGUUGCAGGUCCACGUCGACUUCUCGCAGCUGAUGGCCCUGCCCGAGGUCCGGCGCGUCAUGAAGUCCCGCGACCAGGGCGCCGCCACCACCGUGCUGGCCGCCGUCGACAAGGAACUACACGGCAAAGGAGGCAAGUUUCUCGACGACUGUGCCGUGUCGCCGCCCGCCGACCCCGAAGAGGCUUCCCGCCUGGACGCCCCGGGAUACGCCGAAUGGGCUUAUGACGAGGAUGCCGCGAAGAAAUUGUGGACCGUGAGCUCCGCCAUUGUUGGCGUGGAUGAGGACUGA
This is a messenger RNA of Capronia epimyces CBS 606.96, 1014 nucleotides long. RefSeq lists its product as uncharacterized. The transcript has a single exon. The record is from RefSeq and is a predicted model, not a curated record. Bases 1 to 1014 code for a protein of 337 amino acids. Lineage: Eukaryota; Fungi; Ascomycota; Eurotiomycetes; Chaetothyriales; Herpotrichiellaceae.